AGACGAAGACUGAGAGAAAAAAGCAGCUGAACUUGCCGUUGAUCGGAUCUGAUUUUCCGACGUCUAUCCGCCGGAGCCUCCGUCGUCGAACCGCCGCACCACGAUGUCGGGCUCAGCAGUUCCCAAGCUAGCCACCACAAUCCACAUAACAGCGCUAGACGGGAUAAUAAACGUCAACUCUCUGUUCACAUUUGCGGUUUUCGUCGGCCUAGCUUGGAACCCGCGAGACCCGAAUAACCGCCUCACCGACGACCCGAACUGUCUGGCCGACCCGAAAGUCGCCGAGAAUCUCGUGGCAUUCCACGUUUACUCCUUCGCUUUCUUCCUCUUCUCCAGCCUCGUUGCACUGUGCCUCAAGCAAGCGAUUCGACUCGCCAAAACCGCCCAUUACCCCACCAUUUUCGCCCUAGACUUAGCUCACGUCAAUAAGAGCGCCGUUAGGGUUGGCUAUCUGGUUUGCGCUGCCGGCUCGGUGUGUGGCUGCGUGUUUUUGAUGCUUGCGUUGAUCAAUGUGGUUCAGAUCAAGCUCGGAACUCUCGGGUGUGGGAGUAGCCAUAGCUAUGGAGCUGUGAUCCCGCUUGUAACAUUUGUGCCCUUAGGGCUCAUCAUCUAUGUUUGCACUAUCCUCUAUGCUUUCACUCGUUAACAUAAUCUCAGUCCAUAUAAGUUUGAUUUGUGUAUUAACAAGCUUUGAUUUUGGGACAUUGUUGUGUAAUUGUGUUGUAUGUUGUUCUUUAUAGUAUGUGAAGUUGUGAAUGAUAUUUGUAGGAUUUUUUUUGUUCUC
This is a messenger RNA of Ipomoea triloba (trilobed morning glory), 784 nucleotides long. RefSeq lists its product as uncharacterized. Bases 104 to 646 code for a protein of 180 amino acids. NCBI's taxonomy places the organism in Eukaryota, Viridiplantae, Streptophyta, Magnoliopsida, Solanales, Convolvulaceae. The record is from RefSeq and is a predicted model, not a curated record. The transcript has a single exon.